AUGAGCUCAAACCGAAAAACAAGUUUAGUGUGGAAGUACUUCAUAAUUGAAGCAAACAAUCCAAGAAUGGUUCAGUGCAAAAUCUGCAACAGCAAAGUUUCAAGAGGAUCUGACGACCCAAAAAAACAAGGAUUAAGUGGACUCACGUCACACCUGAAGAAUCAUCAUCCUGACAUCAAACUUACGCCCGAAAAAGCAGAAAAUCCAAAGGCAAAUGAAGAAGCUGACUUAAAUUCCAACAAGAGAAAGGCAGUUACAAUCUUCAACAUGCGAUCAAAAAAACAAAGAUCCGACAUGUUACAAUCUACAAUUCCAAACUGGGUUCAAGCUUCUUCAAAAGUUGACUCUAAUUCUGAAAAAGGCCAAAAAUUUCACAAGUCAAUUUUUGAAAUGAUGAUUCUUGACCUCCAACCAUGGUCUAUUGUCAAUAAUGCUGGAUUUUUGAGGCACCAUGCUCUUAUUGUUCCAAAUUACAAAAUUGCUAGCGAAAAAUACUACAGAAGUUUACUGGAUCCGACUUACGAAAAAAUUAAAGUUGCUCUCAAGGAAAAGCUGGUUCAAUCAGAAGCUGAAAAUGUGUCUGUCUGCCUUGAUGCAUGGUCAUCAUUUCAUCAUGGCUAUCUGGGAAUGACUGUUCACUUUAUUUCCAAAGACUGGAACCGUGUCAAAUUCUGCAUCUCUUGUUCUCCAUUUGAUGAAAGUCAUACUGCAAAAAAUAUUUUCAAAGAGAUCAAAGCAGCAGCAGAGGAAUGGGAAAUUUCUUCAAAAAUUGGAGUUUGCUUAAGAGACAACGCAGCAAAUGUAAAAGCAGCCUUCAAUGAGCCAAGCUGUAAUUAUAAGUCAGCUGGAUGCCUUAACCACUCCCUUCAACUUGUGAUAAAAAAAGACCUAUUAUCAGAUCCUACCAUCAACGAACUGAUUGAAAAGAGUCGAAAACUUUGUUCUUACGCAUCCCAUUCUAUUGGUUUCUACACUGAACUUUACAGACAGCAAGAAAUCCAAAUGGAUAGAAAAGACAGACUUGGCUUAAAAAACGAUGUUGCCACAAGAUGGAACUCUACCUAUUACAUGCUUGAGCGAAUUUUACACCUGAAACCAGCCAUUGCUGCAACCUUACUCAAAUUUCCUUCUGUGGGAAUUGAAUUUUCCGUCCAAGAUUGUAGCCUCUAUGAAAAAGUGGUGAGGAUUUUAAGUGUUUUUGAGGAGGCAACAAAAAUGUUGUCAGGUAGUGAUUCUUGUAUCAGUUCCUGCAUUCCAAUUGUGACAACAAUAAUUAAAGCUUUGGAAACAACCUCCGGCGACGUCAGUGUUCAGAAAUUGAAAAUAGCUAUGAAAAAUGCAAUGGAAAAACGUUUUUCAGCAAUUGAAAAAACAGAACAUUAUUCAGUUGCUACUUUACUUAAUCCAAAAUACAAAUGGUAUUUUUUCCGAUCUCAAGCUGCUUUGCAAAAUGCCAAACACAUUGUCAUGUCCCAAAUGGAGAAUUUUGAACAUCUUGAAGAUGAAUUGGCUCCUGUUACUCAAAUUCCAUCUGGUGACAAUGAAAAAAACACGGCAUUCUCGCACAUAAUGUCAAAAAUUAUUGCACAGUCUCAAACAGAACCAAAUGAGCAUUCAUCUUCCAAAAUGACGAGGGAAGUGUUGAAGGAUUUUUUGGAUUGUCCAAUGGCUUCUCAUUGCCUAGAAUUUUGGAAAAACUAUGAAAAAAAUGCGACUAGCAAAAUCAAGUUAGCAUUGACUAAGGUGGCAAAAAAGUACCUCACACCACCCCCAACAUCCACAGAUGUUGAAAGAUUGUUUUCUACGGCUGGAGAUAUUCUAUCUAACGAAAGAAACAGAUUCCUUCCAGAAAAUUUGGAAAAACUCCUUUUUUGUCGAGAAAAUCUUGCAGUUGUUGGAUUCUGCUAUUAA
Messenger RNA from Hydra vulgaris (swiftwater hydra), 1911 nucleotides. RefSeq names its product zinc finger BED domain-containing protein 4-like. Gene Ontology annotation, molecular function: DNA binding; protein dimerization activity. The record is from RefSeq and is a predicted model, not a curated record. Lineage: Eukaryota; Metazoa; Cnidaria; Hydrozoa; Anthoathecata; Hydridae.